UCGUUUGCUCCCGCCCCUUCCUGCUGUUUUGCAGCCGUGUCCACAGGGACUCGCAGGGCAGGAAGGUGGGGUUUUCUUUAGUUUGCUCCGUGAUUCCUGGCUUGCACAGCACCUGGGUGCCGCCCGCCGCCCUGGGAUUCGCCCAGCUCCGUCAUCUGAGCCAUGAGGAUCUGGUGCCUCCUGCUCGUCUCUGGAGUCUGUGCAGGGACGGUGAGCUCACAGGACACCUGCAGACAGGGCCACCCCGGCGUCCCUGGGACCCCCGGUCACAAUGGAUUGCCUGGAAGAGAUGGACGAGACGGCACGAAGGGCGACAAGGGGGAUGCAGGUGAACCAGGACGUCCCGGUGGUCCAGGGAAGGACGGGAUGAUGGGAGAGAAAGGAGAACCAGGGGUCGAUGGACACGUCGAAGCCAAGGGCAUCAAAGGCGACCAGGGCUCCAGAGGACCUCCAGGAAAACAUGGGCCCAAGGGACUUGUGGGCCCCCCGGGAGAGAAAGGCCUCAGCGGAGAGCCGGGCCCCCAAGGACUGAAGGGGGACAAGGGGGACGUGGGUCCCAUUGGUCCGGAAGGGCCAAAGGGCAGCACUGGACCUUCGGGCCCAACUGGCUCCCCGGGCCCCAUGGGGCCCAUUGGAAAGCCUGGUCCCAGGGGAGAUGCCGGACCCCUGGGGCCCCAGGGUGAGCCAGGCGUCCGGGGAGUGAGGGGCUGGAAAGGGGAUCGGGGAGAGAAAGGGAGAAUGGGUGAGACGCCGGUCUUGCCCAAAAGCGCCUUCACCGUGGGGCUCUCGGUGCUCAGCAAGUUCCCCCCGUCGGAUGUACCCGUCCGAUUCGACAGGAUCCUGUACAACGAGUUCAACCACUACGACGUGGCCACCGGGAAAUUCACCUGCCACGUGGCCGGCGUUUACUUCUUCACCUACCACCUCACUGUCUUCUCCAGGAACGUCCAGGUGGCACUGGUCAAAAACGGGGUCAAAAUCCUGCACACCAAGGACGGUUACACGAGCUCCGAGGACCAGGCGUCGGGCGGCAUCGUCCUGCCGCUGAAGCUGGGGGACGAGGUGUGGCUGCAGGUGCUGGGAGGGGAGCGGUUCAACGGCUUGUUUGCGGAUGAGGACGACGACACCACGUUCACGGGCUUCCUCCUGUUCAGCAGCUCGUGACCGUGACCGUGACGGCCCCAGAAUUGGCUCAGCGAAGAUGUUGUUUGAUGAUCUCAUGGAUGAAUGAAACCAUCACCGUCAAACCCGUAAAAAGGCGAUAAAUAGGCAAGUUAUUUCCCGAGCUGAUUCUGUAGGUCUUUCCUGUCAUUGCAAGAGUACAUGUAAAAAUACUUGCCCUGGGAGUUCCUGUUGUGGCUCCGGGGGUUAAGAACCCAACUAGGAUCCAUGAGAAUGCAGCUUCGAUCCCUGGCCUCGUGCAGUGGGUUAAGCAUCUGGUGUGGUGGUGAGCUGUUUUUUUAGUGCCACAGGUGUGGCAUUUAGAAGUUUCCAGGCUAGCAGGUGAACUGGAGCACGCAGGAUCUGAGCCGUACCUGCGACUAACAGCACAGCUCACAGCAACGUGUGGUCCUUAUUCCACGAAAGCAAGGUCAGGGAAUCGAACCUGCAUCCUCAUAGCUACUAAUGGGGAUCGUUUCGGCUGAGCCACAAUGGGAACUCCUGGCAGUUGCAGCUCUGCUUUGAUCCCUAGCCUGGGAACUUUCAUGGGCCUCGGAUGAGGCCCUAAGAAGAUAAAUAAAUAAAUAUCAACUCAGAAGUCCCUGAUUCUCAUCAUCUAAAUCUAAGUCAGUUAUAGCUGAGACCUAUUGUGUGCAUCGUCCUGGGACAAAAUGCUCCUUCAUCUGUGACCCUGCGAAACCAGAGAAAAGGCUGGCGCUUCCAGAACACAAGGGUGGGACGGAUGGACUUUUCCAACCCCAGAGGUAGAAAGAGGACAAGAAAGGAGCCCGUCCCAAUAUGCUCAAACCCAGCAGGGCAAAUUCCAUCUGACUUGGUUUUUUUUUCACAGCUUCUUGUCCGCUUAGCCAAAAUACAAGGCUUCCUUAACUCACUGAGCAAGGCCAGGGGCAGAACCUUCAUCCUCAUGGAUG
Sus scrofa (pig) is the source of this 2093-nucleotide messenger RNA. RefSeq names its product complement C1q and tumor necrosis factor-related protein 9. Gene Ontology annotation, molecular function: protein binding. The record is from RefSeq and is a predicted model, not a curated record. Lineage: Eukaryota; Metazoa; Chordata; Mammalia; Artiodactyla; Suidae.